AUGGAGUACCUCCAUAGAUGUUUGAAGAAGCUCCAAGGCAACACAAGCUUUAAAUUUCACCCUAAAUGUGAGAAGCUAGGUAUAACUAGUAUUUGCUUUGUUGAUGACUUGAUGUUAUUCACUAGAGGGGAUGAGAGGUCUGUACAACUCUUGAUGGAUACUAUCACUCAGUUUUCUGCAGCAACAGGUCUUAAAGCUAGCCCCACAAAAUGCAGAGUUUAUUUUGGGGGAGUAGAUGAGAAUGUUCAACAAAGGAUUCUGAGCAUCACUGGCUUCCUUACUGGCAGUUUACCCUUCAAAUACCUGGGAGUUCCACUCAUGAAUAGGAGUCUGAAUGUUAAUAUGUGUAGGCCCUUGAUUGACAUGAUUACUUCUAAGAUAACACAUUGGACUGCCAGGCUCCCUAGUUAUGCAGGGAAACAACAACUUGUGAAAAGUGUGUUGUUUGCUUUUACUAACUAUUGGAUGCAGGUUUUUCAUUUGCCCAAGUGUGUGACCAAACAUAUUGAAGCUAUGUGUAGAAGCUUUGUAUGGAGUGGAAAAGCUGAGAUUACCAGGAAGGCACCUGUUUCCUGGAAGAAGAUAUGUGAGCCAAAAAAUGCAGGAGGCCUAAACAUCACAUCACUGAAUGAAUGGAACAUAACUACUUUGGGGAAGCUCCUUUGGAACAUUGAGUCCAAGGCUGACAAGAUGUGGGUGAUAUGGGUGAAUAUAUACUAUAUCAAGGACCAGAAUUUCUUGCUAUGGUGGACUAGAGUUAUUUUGGCUCAAAUGCUACACUGGAUAGGCUACCAUCACAACCCUGGUAUCUGGCAGUAUGAGAAGCAAUGGCUCACCAUGGAAGCUAACAAGAAAGGAUGGAGAAGACAAAUCCUCAAAGCGGCAGCAACAGAGCUAGUGUAUGCAUUAUGGCAGAACAGAAACUCCAUAAUUUUUGCUCAAGGAACUCGUGAUGACCAUGUAUUAGAUAGAGUUAAAUUCAUUGUCUAUACAAGAUGUUCUAGGCAUAGAAUUAUUAUCACACAUUUUGAUGAAAAUACUCUUUGCAUAGAGUAA
Messenger RNA from Vicia villosa (hairy vetch), 1056 nucleotides. RefSeq lists its product as uncharacterized. The coding region runs from base 1 to 1056 and encodes 351 amino acids. The record is from RefSeq and is a predicted model, not a curated record. Lineage: Eukaryota; Viridiplantae; Streptophyta; Magnoliopsida; Fabales; Fabaceae. The transcript is spliced from 2 exons.